This is a messenger RNA of Arachis stenosperma, 1530 nucleotides long. Its product is annotated as arachin Ahy-3-like. The record is from RefSeq and is a predicted model, not a curated record. The transcript is spliced from 3 exons. NCBI's taxonomy places the organism in Eukaryota, Viridiplantae, Streptophyta, Magnoliopsida, Fabales, Fabaceae. The coding region runs from base 1 to 1530 and encodes 509 amino acids. Gene Ontology annotation, molecular function: nutrient reservoir activity.
AUGGCUAAGCUUCUUGCGCUUUCGCUUUGCUUUUGCGUACUGGUUCUGGGUGCCAGUAGCGUCACCUUCAGGCAGGGGGGAGAGGAGAAUGAGUGCCAGUUCGAGCGCCUCAAUGCCCAGAGACCCGACAACCGCAUUGAGUCUGAAGGCGGUUACAUUGAGACUUGGAACCCCAACAACCAGGAGUUCCAGUGCGCCGGCGUCGCCCUCUCUCGCACCGUCCUCCGCCGCAAUGCCCUUCGCAGGCCUUUCUACUCCAAUGCUCCCCUCGAGAUCUACGUUCAGCAAGGAAGCGGAUACUUUGGGUUGAUAUUCCCUGGUUGUCCUAGUACAUAUGAAGAGCCUGCACAAGAAGGACGGCGAUAUCAGUCCCAAAAGCCAUCAAGACGUUUUCAAGGGCAGGAGCAGGACCCAAGCCAACAGCAACAGGAUAGUCACCAGAAGGUGCACCGCUUCGAUGAGGGUGAUCUCAUUGCAGUUCCCACCGGUGUUGCUUUCUGGAUGUACAACGACCAAGACACUGAUGUUGUUACUGUUACUCUUAGUGACACUAGCAGUAUCCACAACCAGCUCGACCAGUUUCCCAGGAGAUUCUAUCUGGCUGGAAACCAAGAGCAAGAGUUCUUAAGGUACCAGCAGCAGCAAGGAAGUCGUCCACAUUAUCGACAAAUUAGACCAAGGGUACGAGGUGACGAACAAGAAGAAAACGAAGGCAGCAAUAUCUUCAGCGGCUUUGCACAGGAAUUCCUUCAACACGCCUUCCAGGUUGAUAGACAAACCAUACAAAACCUAAGAGGAGAGAACGAGCGCGAGGAAGAAGGAGCCAUUGUUACAGUCAAGGGAGGCCUCAGAAUCUUAAACCCAGAUGAAGAAGAUGAGAGCUCGAGGUCGCCUCCCAGCAGACGAGAGGAAUUCGAUGAGAGACAACAACGUGGUAAAUACGAUGAGAACCGCAGACGCUACAAAAAUGGUAUUGAGGAAACCAUCUGCUCUGCCAGUGUUAAGAAGAACCUUGGCAGAUCCUCAAACCCUGACAUCUACAACCCUCAAGCUGGUAGCCUCAGAAGCGUCAACGAACUCGACCUCCCAAUUCUCGGCUGGCUCGGUCUCAGUGCUCAACAUGGAACACUCUAUAGGAAUGCAAUGUUUGUGCCUCACUACACCCUUAACGCACACACCAUCGUUGUGGCAUUGAACGGACGGGCACAUGUGCAAGUGGUUGACAGCGACGGUAACAGAGUGUACGACGAGGAGCUUCAAGAGGGUCACGUGCUUGUUGUGCCACAGAACUUCGCCGUCGCAGCAAAGGCCCAGAGCGACAACUACGAAUACUUGGCCUUCAAGACAGACUCAAGGCCCAGCAUAGCCAACCUCGCCGGCGAAAACUCCAUCAUAGAUAACUUGCCUGAGGAGGUGGUUGCAAAUUCUUACCGCCUCCCAAGGGAGCAGGCAAGGCAACUUAAGAACAACAACCCCUUCAAGUUCUUCGUUCCACCUUUCGAUCAUCAGUCUAUGAGGAAGGUGGCUUGA